AUGCUCUUCUCGAGGCCUGGUCGCUCGAUCUUCCCUCUCCUCCCGCCAUACGGGGCGCACGAUCCCAACGGAGGUCGACGGAUCAUACCGCUCAACCCCGAUGGCAUCACUCCCUACCUCGGGCUACGGUCCCGGCUAUCGCAAGUAUGGCUCAACCGCUGGACCAUCCUACUCCUGCUCGUUCUGGCGCGCGUCCUCAUAGCGGUGGCGGGCAUGCAGUCCGACAUGGGAUCCGCCAAGCGCGAAGCCCUGUCGGCCUGUACCAGCGUCGAGUCCAUGGGAAGUGCCAUGGUGUCCAUGCCGCAUUACCUGUCGCAGGGAGUCAAUGAGUUGACCGCGGCCGGGGUGGAAAAGGCCGUCAGCGCGCUCAAGACCAUGCUGCUGCUGACCAUCACGGGGGUCGAGGAGUUGAUCCUGUUCUUCAUCAAAGUCAUGUAUCAGACCUACCUCUGUCUCUUCACCAUGGUCGUGCGCGGCAGCGUCCACCUUGCCCUCGGUGUCGUCGAGGACGCGGCGGACUUUCUAAACUCCACCGUCAAGAGCAUCGGACAAGACAUCCACAAGUCUGUCGACUCCUUCGAAAGCAGCCUCAACAGCUUCAUCGAUGACAUCAACGGCAUUGCCAGCGCCCUGCUGGGCGAGAUCCCCAAACUCGACAUCAGCGACAAGCUCGACAAGCUCGACUCCCUGAGCCUCCCCAGCUCCAUCGACUCCACCAUCGACAAAGUCAACAACUCCAUCCCCACCUUUGACGAGGUCGACAAGUACGUCACUAACAUCCUGCGCACCCCGUUCGAGGAAGUCAAGCGCCUCGUCAACGGCUCCCUGAGCAACUACACCUUCGACCGCUCCGCGCUCCCCGUCCCGGCCAAAGAGCAGCUGAGCUUCUGUGACGGCAGCGACGGCAUCAACUCCUUCUUCGACAAAGUCGCCCACAUCACCACCACCGCGCGCACCAUCUUCAUCGCCGUGCUGAUCAUCGCCGCCGUGCUCGUCUGCGUGCCCGUAGGCUGGCAGGAGAUCCGCCGCUGGCGCACCAUGAAAGAGCGCUCGCAGCUCGUCCACAAAGACGCCCACGACCCCAUGGACGUCGUCUACAUCGUCUCGCGCCCCUACACCGCCGCCACAGGCGUCAAGGCCGCCAGCCGCUUCAGCAACAGCCGCCGACAGAUCCUCGUGCGCUGGGUCAUCGCCUACGCCACCUCCCCCCCGGCGCUCUUCGUCCUGUGCCUCGCCCUCGCCGGCCUCUUCUCUUGCCUCUGCCAGUAUAUCCUCCUCAAGGCGGUGGAGCGCACUGUCCCCGAACUCACCUCCGAGGUGGGCCAGUUCGCCGGCAAAGUCGUCGACAAGCUGCAGGACACCUCGGCGAAAUGGGCCGCCGACGCCAACAGCGCCAUCGCCGACACCAACACCGACCUGAACAAGAACAUCUUCGGCUGGGUCAACACCAGCACCACCGCCGUCAACGACACGCUCGACGCCUUCGUCGAGAAGACCACCGGCGUGCUCAACGACACCUUCGGCGACACCGUCCUCAGCGGGCCCGUCCAGGAGGUCUACGACUGCCUCAUCGGGCUCAAGGUCGAGGCCGUGCAGAAGGCCCUGACCUGGGUCCACGACCACGCCCACAUCGACUUCCCCCUCCUCCCCAACGACACCUUCUCGCGCGGCGCCGCAGACAGCAUCUCCGACGGCUCCUCCAACCCCUCCGAUAGCUUCCUCGCCGACGCCGACGACCAGACCUCCAACAAGAUCACCGAGGUCGUCUUCCGCGUCACCGAUAAGAUCGAGGAGGGCAUUCGCACCGAAACCGUCAUAUCCGCGGUCAUCCUCCUCGUCUGGGUCGUCAACGCCCUGAUCGGCGUCCUCCGCGCGCUGUCGCUGUUCUGGUCCCGCGAGAGGACCCGUGGCGAGGGCGGAGGCGGCGCCCCCAUGCCGGCGGCUCCUGCAGACUCCCAUGGCUUCGUCGAUGUCCCCCUGACGGCCAUUCCGGAUGUCGCCUCUCACUCGCAACCUGCUCCCCGCUACGAGGGCCCUGCUCCGGCGCUGGCGGUGAGUCGUGACAUCCCCUAUGGAGAUGAGAAGCUAGGCUCUGUUGGUCAAAAGGCGCUUCAUGUCGAUGGCAUCUCGGACUUGCGUGGUAGUAGCUAUGUUGAAUAUGGUAUGGAGAAACGAUGA
Molecule: messenger RNA, 2178 nt
Organism: Aspergillus terreus NIH2624
Lineage: Eukaryota; Fungi; Ascomycota; Eurotiomycetes; Eurotiales; Aspergillaceae
Gene: prm1
Product: pheromone-regulated protein PRM1
Exons: 1
Coding region: 1-2178 (725 amino acids)
Cellular component (GO): mating projection tip
Source: RefSeq, a predicted model, not a curated record